AUGCUCAGUACCCCCCUCCCCACCCCGACAAUCCGCCUGCUCCCCCCAAAUGAACCCUCACCCCCUCUUAGCAGAAAGCCUCUAAUAGUCUCUGAUCAUCAGGAUCAGCUGAAGAUCGCUGAAGUUGGAGACAGCGUUCACCUGUCCUGCUUCAGUUCUAGAGAUACAAAAACUACCAUUGUGUGGAUCAAACAAAACCGUGGAGAAAAACCUGUUGUAAUCGCUACAUCAUAUCAGCACCAACCUGGAAUAUUUAGAAAUGGCUUUGAGGAGAGCGGCCGCUUUAAAACUCAAACAGCAGCUGAAAGCUUUAAUCUGACCAUCUCCAAUUUAGAGCCAUCAGACACAGCAACGUACUACUGCGCUAUUAUAUUUUUCUAUGAUAUCACUUUUGGAGAAGGCACCUUUCUUGUUGUCAAAGGUGCACCGCUGACAAAGCACAAAGUUCUCCAGCAGUCUGUGUUAGAGGCAGAUCAUCCAGGAGACUCUGUGACUCUGCAGUGUACAGUGUUCACUGAGAGCUGCUCAGAAGAACACAGUGUGUACUGGUUCAGACAUGGAUCAGAAGAAUCUCAUCCAGGAAUCAUUUACACUCAUGGAAACAGGAGUGAUGAGUGUAAGAAAAGCUCUGAGACUGAUUCUCCUACACAGAGCUGUGUCUACAAACUCCCCAAGAGAAACCUCAGCCUCUCUGAUGCUGGAACUUACUACUGUGCUGUGGCUGCAUGUGGACAGAUACUGUUUGGAAACGGAGCUAAACUAAAUAUCACAGGAUCUCCAACUUGUGAAACAUGUUUGGACACUCAUGAUUCAUGUGAUGAAGAUUUGAACUUCGCAGCACUGAGACUCUCCAAUAAACCCAUGUCCUCCAGACACAAUAGAAGACAACAUAAGUUUAAAGACCCUGACGUGUACUCCAAGGUCAUAUAUCAAUAG
Messenger RNA from Colossoma macropomum (tambaqui), 936 nucleotides. RefSeq lists its product as uncharacterized. NCBI's taxonomy places the organism in Eukaryota, Metazoa, Chordata, Actinopteri, Characiformes, Serrasalmidae. The record is from RefSeq and is a predicted model, not a curated record. The transcript has 5 exons. Gene Ontology annotation, biological process: response to bacterium. The coding region runs from base 1 to 936 and encodes 311 amino acids.